Messenger RNA from Manacus vitellinus (golden-collared manakin), 2757 nucleotides. It is a transcript of the gene ANKK1, whose product is annotated as ankyrin repeat and kinase domain containing 1. Gene Ontology annotation, molecular function: ATP binding; protein kinase activity; protein binding. The transcript is spliced from 8 exons. NCBI's taxonomy places the organism in Eukaryota, Metazoa, Chordata, Aves, Passeriformes, Pipridae. Bases 1 to 2355 code for a protein of 784 amino acids. Gene Ontology annotation, biological process: protein phosphorylation. The record is from RefSeq and is a predicted model, not a curated record.
AUGACUGCGGCCAGGGAGCGGCAGCUGGGCAGCCUGACCGUCUUCAACAGGGAGGAUUUCGAGGAUGACUGGGUGAAAGUGGCCAGUGGAGGCUUUGGGCACGUGUACCAGGUGAAGCACAGGAGGUGGAGGACAGUUUAUGCCGUGAAAUGCUCCCCGUACCUGCUGCAGGACUCCGGCAUGGACAGGACCAGCAUGAACUGUCUCAUGGAGGAGGCAACCAAGAUGGAGAAAAUCAAAUUCCAGCACAUUGUCACCAUCUACGGGGUCUGCAACAGCCCUCUGGGGAUAGUGAUGGAAUACAUGGCCAGAGGGUCCUUGGAGAAAAUUCUGCCCACUCACAAAAUGUCUUGGCAGCUCAAAUUCCGGGUUAUCCACGAGAUGGGCUUGGCUAUGAACUUCCUGCAUAGCAUGACACCCCCUUUGCUGCACCUGGAUCUCAAACCAGGGAACAUUCUCCUGGACGGGAAUAUGCACGUCAAGAUCUCAGACUUUGGGCUUUCCAAGUGGAUGGAGCAAUCCAGCAGAAUGCAGUACAUCGAGAGCUCUGCUCUGAGGGGCACUUUGAGCUACAUCCCCCCCGAAAUGUUCCUGCAGAACAGCAAACCCCCGGGAAUCAAAUACGAUGUGUACAGCUUCGGGAUCGUCAUCUGGGAGGUGCUGAUGCAGAAGAAACCCUAUGCAGGAGCCAACAUGAUGGCCAUCAUCGUCAAGGUGGCCGCGGGGAAGAGGCCGGGGCUGGAGCUCAUCAGCGACGACUGGCCCGGGGAGUGCCAGCAGAUGGUGGACUUGAUGAAGAGGUGCUGGGACCAGGACCCCAAGCAAAGGCCAAGCUUUUCAGAUAUCCCUGUGGAGACAGACAUGCUGCUGGCACUGAUACAGAGCCUGGUGGUGGACCCGGAGAACGAGCGCCUGGUCAGGAAGAUGUCCCACAAACCUGCCAUCUCUGGGAACCAGCAGUGUGACAAAGAGGAGUUCACCUUCCCCCGAGACACCAGGAGUGGUGAAACAGAUAACCAGGAGGUUCCUCUCCCACCUCCCUACAGCGAGGCUGAAAGCCCGGAGGAGAUCCUGUCCGAGGAGAUCUGCAGGGUCCACGAGAACGGGCUCACCCUUCUCCACCUCAUGGUGAUCCAGGGCAACGUGGAGAAGGUGAAGUUCCUCCUGGGCUGCAAAGCCAACGUGAACAGCCAGGUGGGCUGUGGCUACACCCCGCUCAUCAUGGCCGUGCAGAAGAGGCUGCCAGAGAUCUGCUCCGUCCUCAUCGAGCACGGCGCCGACCCCAACGUGCCGGACGAGGACGGCUGGACACCCCUGCACUUCGCCGCCCAGAGCGGGGACGACAGGAUCGUCCGGCUGCUGCUGGACCACCAGGCCCGAGUGGACGCCCAGGAGCAGGACGGGUGGACCCCCCUGCACCUGGCGGCCCAGAACAACUUUGAGAACGUGGCGCGGGUGCUGCUGUCCCGCCAGGCCGACUCCAACACCCAGGAGGGGGACGGGAAGACCGCCCUGCACGUGGCGGCCUGCUUCGGCCACGUGGGGCUGGUGAAGCUGCUGGCCAGCCAAGGGGCCGACCUGGAGAGGAAGCAGAAGAACCACAGGACCCCCCUGCACGUGGCCGUGGAGAGGGGCAAGUUCAGGGUGGUGCACUACCUGCUGAAGAACGGGACCUGCGUGAACAGCCUGGACCAGAACCACUACAGCGCCCUGCACCUGGCGGCCGUCAGGGGCAAGCUGCUCAUCUGCGAGAAGCUCAUCAAGCACGGGGCCAACGUGGAGCUGAGGACGGACAAGGGCUGGACCCCCCUGCACCUGGCCUCCUUCAAAGGGCACGUGGAGAUCAUCCGGCUGCUGCGGCGCAGCCGCGCCCGGCUCAGCGCCCGGGGCAGCAUGGACUGGACCCCCCUGCACUUGGCCACCCGCUACGGUGACGAGCCCGUGGUCAGCGAGCUGCUGCGGGGAGGGGCAGACCCCGACGUGCCCGAGGGCUCGGGCUGGGCCCCCCUGCACUUCGCCGUCCUCAGGGGCUCCUUCCUCACCGUCAUCAACCUCCUGGAGUGCGGGGCCGACGUCAACGCCAGGAACAAGGUGGGCUGGACGCCCCUGCACCUCGCCGUGCUCAAGGGCAACAUGGCCAUCGUCAAGACCCUGAUCAAGGCCGGGGCUCUGCUGGACGUGGAGGACAUCACCGGCUGCACGGCCCUGCAGCUGGCGGUCAGGCACCAGAGGGAAAACAUCAUCACCCUGCUCCAGGGCAAGGACCCGGCGCUGAGCAAGGCGGGGAGCAGGACUCUGGUGAACGACGCGAAGGCUGCGAGACCCAGACUCGUUCCAGGAAGGACAGAUCUGUAAAUUCAUCAGCCCUGGCAUUUGUGGCUUGAGUCUCCCAGUGUCAGGUGCUAUCCCUUAAGGCACCUUGUCCUGUCACCUGGUGAUACUCUCCUCUUUUUAAAGGGAAGUUUCUAAGCACGAACAGUAAAGAGUAAAAGAAAAAUGAAGCUGCAGAAGGAAGCUGACAAGUUAUUUUCCAGGGUCUGGCCAAGCUUGUAGAACAUUCUGCCUUGGUGAUGUUGGCUUUAGGCAAUGCUUUCCUGUUUAAUACUUGCUGUGCAGGGAUGGAAAGGGGUAUGUGCAGUCCCUGUUCGUAUGGGCAAUGCUGAAGCUGUGCACAGCACAUAUACGUGUCUUCCAUGGAUUUCAUUGCUUUUAUUCCAUGUUUUCCUACAGAGAAAAUUGGUGUUAAAAUGACCUUGG